Messenger RNA from Bactrocera oleae (olive fruit fly), 502 nucleotides. The record is from RefSeq and is a predicted model, not a curated record. NCBI's taxonomy places the organism in Eukaryota, Metazoa, Arthropoda, Insecta, Diptera, Tephritidae.
UACAGACUAUGUGGUCGAUGUACCCCCACCACAUGAACUUUCCAUCGACGAAUUGAGCGAGUGUUCAAACCACCAUCCGGAGGAAAUGCAGCCACCUCCUAGUCCUGUUAGUUCAUCUUAUAGUGAAUUAAGAAAAGCAACGAAUGUAUUUAAAAAAACCUAUCAUCCUUGCGAUAUAAAAAACCAUGAAUCGAAAGUUAAUAGUAAUGAACCUAACAAUCACAUCUUUAGUGGACCAUAUAUGAAUGUUACUUGCAGCAAUAACUUCAGUUCAUAUUGUACAACAUUACAGACUGACUAUAACAAUAGCAUCGAUAUUUACAAUAAUGGAAGUUCCUCACAGAAUUCCUCGAGAAAUAAGCAAGUUGGAACUACAUAUGUACAUAUGUAUAUUCCAUUUUAAUUUCUAUUCCUGCGUUUCAACAACUUCAGCGUUUCGAAAAACUAGUGUCUCUUUGUACUCUUGAAAUAAGAAUGAUUGAAUACAAGAUUACGGCAAGUA